AUGAGUGCCACGGUCCGAGACUCAACGGAAGGGGACGUGGAGGCCGUGCUUCGCAUCUACGCGCACUACGUGCUCCACUCGGCGGCCACGUUCGAAGAGACGGUGCCCCCGCUCGAGGAGAUGCACCGCCGCCGGAAGGAUGUGCUCGCCUCCGGCCUCCCCUACCUCGUCGCCGAGGUCGACGGCGUCGUCUGCGGCUACGCGUAUGCGGGACAGUACAGAAAGGAGCGCACCGCGUACCGAUACACGGUGGAGGACUCCAUCUACCUCGACCCGGAGAGGACAGGCCUGGGUUUGGGCAAGCUGUUGCUGCGAGCGCUGAUCGAGGCGUGCGAGAAGUUGGGACGCAAGCAGAUGUUGGCUGUGAUUGGCGACUCCAACAACGCGGCCUCCAUCGGACUCCAUCAAUCCUUCGGCUUCCGCAAGGUGGGAACGCUGGAGCGGGCGGGCAUCAAGUUCGGGGAGUGGAAGGACGUUGUGUUCAUGCAACGUGCGCUCGGUCAAGAAGAAGAAGAAAAGCACGCUUGA
Messenger RNA from Acanthamoeba castellanii str. Neff, 528 nucleotides. RefSeq names its product acetyltransferase. NCBI's taxonomy places the organism in Eukaryota, Discosea, Longamoebia, Acanthamoebidae. The record is from RefSeq and is a predicted model, not a curated record. The coding region runs from base 1 to 528 and encodes 175 amino acids. Gene Ontology annotation, molecular function: acyltransferase activity, transferring groups other than amino-acyl groups. The transcript is spliced from 4 exons.